Molecule: messenger RNA, 1188 nt
Organism: Aspergillus affinis
Lineage: Eukaryota; Fungi; Ascomycota; Eurotiomycetes; Eurotiales; Aspergillaceae
Product: oxidoreductase, short-chain dehydrogenase/reductase family
Exons: 4
Coding region: 1-1188 (395 amino acids)
Source: RefSeq, a predicted model, not a curated record
AUGGCAUCCGCGAUCCUCAAACCUCUAGCAAUAUUUUACAGUCAGUCCCAAUCACAGCGGUAUAACAAAACCACCAGAAAUGUGGGCGAUGCAUGGCGCACGCUCGCAGAAAAGCCGUCUACAGACGCUGACCAGUCGACUGUCAUCGAAACUACGUUCGACUUCGUCCUAGAAAUCAACUAUGCGUCCGGCCAGAGACCUGAACUCAACACGACACCGUCAAACAUAAGAGCGGUUGAAAUGGAAAACCCACGAAUCCCUACCAUCCGCGCAGACAGCACCUCUUCGACACUAUCGCAUUUUUGCCGACUACGGGACGGAUUUCAUCUGGCGACAGCCUCAAUCCAACACCACAUAACCUAUUUUGACUACACUAGUCUAAAUCCCAACCAAACCACCAUGUCCUUCCCCUACCAACACUUCCUCCUUAUCGGCGCCACCUCCGGCAUAGGCGCCGCAAUGGCCGACCGACUGAUCGCGCACGGCGCCAAAGUGACAGCUGUCGGACGCCGCCAGGACCGCCUCGACGCCUUCGUACAGAAGCACGGCCCCGAGAAGGCCAGCGCCGUGGCCUUCGACCUCAGCCAGACGGAGCAGAUCCCCGGGUUUGUCGCGGACGUGACGACGCGGUUCCCAAGUAUCGACUGCGUGUUUUUGAACGCGGGUCGUCAGCGCCAAUAUGAUCUGUCGACGCCCGAGGGGUUCGAUCUCGAGGGCUUCCAGUAUGAGGUGCAGGUGAACUUUACGAAUCUGGUGGUCCUGACGCAGGCGUUUCUGUCGUUUUUGAGGGGUAAGGCGGAGAAGGGGAAUGGGGGGUUUCUCUUUACCGGUACCAACCUGGCUGUCAUCCCGGCUUACCCCAUGCCGGCCUACUCUGCCUCUAAGGCCGCAUUGAGUGCAUUCGUGCUGUCCUUGCGUCAUCAGCUGAAGAAGACGAAUGUGAAGGUGAUUGAGCUGUCGCCGCCUGCUGUUCAGACCGAAUUGCAUGAUUACAUGACUCCCGAGAUUGGACGCACCGUGGGCAUGCCGUUGGACCAGUUCGUCGACCAGGCCUUUGCCGGUUUGCUGGAGGGCAAGGACCAGGUGGUUGUGGGCAGCAUUGGGAACUCAGAGAGAUUCCACCUGAUUGUUGAAAAGCGACGGGAGGCGUUCGAGGAGCUGGCGGCGAUUAUUGAUAGCCACCAUUAG